AGAACCACCAAAUUGGUGGUUCAGGAAAUUAAGGAUACUAUGAUUAUCAAAUCAUGAAAAAAUAUCAUAUCAUAUCAUUCCUUUCAACAAACAAUUAAAACAAGUGUAACCAUACCAUACCAUAUCAUACCAUGCGAACCACUCCAAACAGUAAGUGGCUUUAGGGGUACAAUGUUGCAAGUAACAAUUUUAAGCAGGACAAAGGAAGCUUUUUUUCCGUUCAAAAUAUUCUAAAAAUCAAAAAUCAACUAUAUAGUUUUCAGUCAACAUAUAACCCAAGGUACGAUUCUGUGGGUUACAGAGGGGCCAUCAGAAGCCACUGACAAAGAUUGUAUGCUGAUUAUUGGAUACCCACCAUCUCACAAAAUUGGUUACAACUGUCGUUUGGCUAAAUAAAGGCAGACACUAUAAGCCACUUUACAGAAACCAUUCUGACAAUCUUGUUUUAAUAUACAAAGUUGAAGAAUUUGGAAGAAAAUAGCUCAAGUUAUUUUACUAUUAGAAAUGGAAAGAGCAUUGGAAUGUUUAAGGCAACUUGUUGAUUCCAAGAAUUGGGAAUAUUGUGUUGUUUGGAAGUUGGGUGAUGACCCUUCAAGGUUUAUAGAAUGGAAGGGAUGUUGCUGUUCUGGAGCUAAUGGAUUUGAUGUCAAUGUGAAGAAAGAAAAUGGAGGAAAACAGAAAGUCACUGCUCUAUGUAGGGAUAUCCAAGUGCGGCAUCCUAUUAGAACAAAGGCUUGUGAGGCUUUAGCUCAAUUUCCUCUAUCUAUUUCCCUUUAUUCAGGGAUUCAGGGAGAGGUUGUAACAUCAAAUGAACCAAAGUGGAUUAAUCAUGCUGAGAUUUCCAAUUCAAGUUUAUUACAUGAUUUAAUGGGUACCCUGGUAUUAAUUCCGGUUUCUGGUGGAUUGGUUGAGCUGUACAAUUCAGAGCUGAUAUAUAAAGAUCAAAAGACGAUUAAUUUCAUUAUCAAUUGCUUCAAACUUGGGUCGGAAGAAGCCAAUAGCUCCAUUGCACGAAAAGAAGAUCAAGUUCUUGUUUUCUUUCCCUAUGAGAAAUUGAACUUUACUGCUCCUCUUAUGCAAUAUGCUACAAGUUUUCCUUCAACUGCACCUCAUAUUUUUCAAGUAUCUGAAUCUAGUGCUAAUCCUAGCAUUCAAGGAUCGUCCACUGGUUCCACUCCUUCAAAUGAACUUACUUUGUGUCAUUCACCUAGUGAUCAUUUAUCGCAAAAUAUACCUUUAAGCCAAUCAACAGAAGGGUAUUUUGAGCACACUGAGCUUCAAUGCAGUGAAAACUUGUCGAGAAUGGAAGCCACUGCUUUUCCUUGGAAACAAGAAAAUUAUAUAGUUGCAGGAGACAUGUUCGCUAUGGGUAAGAAGAGACAAAAAGGACCUUAUCAGUCAAAGAAUCUUGUCACAGAGAGAAAACGAAGGAACAGAAUUAAAGAUGGUCUUUUUGCUCUUCGAGCUUUAGUUCCCAAUAUCUCUAAGAUGGACAAAGUUGCAAUACUUGGAGAUGCAAUUGACUAUAUAAAUGAACUGCAAGAAAAAAUGAAGUUAUAUGAGACUGAACUCAAUGAAAUAGAAGCAGAAGUUACCAACAAUGAAGCUGCUGAAAUGGUCCUAUCAGACAUGACUGAAAUUUCCAAAGUUACUGGACCAACAAAUGAGAAGACACAAAGUUCAAAUACAACUAAUAGGACAAGAAUGGAGGUGGAAGUGAACCAAAUUGAUGCAAGAAAGUUCUUGUUGAAUUUCUCUGGAUCACAUAAAACUGGACGAUUUACGCAGUUGAUGGAGGCCAUGAGUUACUUAGGAUUGGAAAUAGUAAAUGUGAGUUUUACCACUUCUGGAGGGGAGAUCUUGAGCAUUUUCAUAGCCGAGGCAAAUGUGGACAAUGUUCUUGAUUCACAGAAGCUGAGAUCCUCACUAAUUGAGUUGACAAGUUAAACAUAUAUACCGUCUGUUGAGCCAUAUAUGAACUGCUUAGUUUCUCUGUAUAAGGAUAGAGGAUGAUCUCAACUUGUAAACUUAUAUGAAUUAAAAUCUAGGGUUUAAGGUCUUAGGUAUGCAAACAUGCGAACACGUUUUGAUAUUGGAAGAAAAAAGUCCACGUUUAUAUCAAUGGAAUGAAUACAUAACAUAUGUAUUAACAUAGUUAAUUAGUCAAUAAUUUUAUCUAAUACUUGCUUAA
Capsicum annuum is the source of this 2191-nucleotide messenger RNA. RefSeq names its product transcription factor bHLH90. Gene Ontology annotation, biological process: regulation of DNA-templated transcription. The transcript is spliced from 8 exons. The record is from RefSeq and is a predicted model, not a curated record. Gene Ontology annotation, molecular function: sequence-specific DNA binding; protein dimerization activity; DNA-binding transcription factor activity. Gene Ontology annotation, cellular component: nucleus. NCBI's taxonomy places the organism in Eukaryota, Viridiplantae, Streptophyta, Magnoliopsida, Solanales, Solanaceae. Bases 505 to 1947 code for a protein of 480 amino acids.